Messenger RNA from Chiloscyllium plagiosum (whitespotted bambooshark), 1488 nucleotides. The record is from RefSeq and is a predicted model, not a curated record. Lineage: Eukaryota; Metazoa; Chordata; Chondrichthyes; Orectolobiformes; Hemiscylliidae.
UCCAGUCUGGCAAGUUCUUGCAGGAAGCCAGGGGAGAAUAAUAAGCUGGGAGCCAUGCUCAGGCGAUCAGGCACAGUCUGACGACCUGGGUGCUGUUUACUUUUUAACAAAGCAAACAAGCAGCCCCACGGCCUGGUCACCUCAGCACCUUUCGGACCUGUCAGGAGUGAGUCGUUUGUGUGUGUGUCAAUAAGCAAUCUGCAGGUGGAUUUUAAGGAGAUGUCAGGGACGCUGCCGGUGCCACAGAACCCGAGGGACGAGGAUGGCGCUUCGGGGCGAGGAUCUGAGGACGAGAAGGGAUCCGUUGGGAGCCCUGGAACAUCGGAGUGCGGCGACGCCCCCCUGCUCCACACCUCGGACACCCUGGAGUACCCCGCCGGAGGCCGAUCUCCGGUUGCCGCGGAAACGGGCCUGGAGCUGAAGGCCCUGGGCCAGGCCCCGGAGGUGGAAGACGGGCCGGGCGACGGGAGCCGGCUGUGGGCACCUCCGCCCGCGGUGAACCCCGACGUGAGGGUGGUAGUGGCCCGCCAGCCGAGUGAGGAGUCCGAACGCCGGGCCUUCCUGACAGGCCACUGCCUGCUUCCCGACUCCGAGUGGCCGGGGGCGGACAGGGAGGAGGGCUCGCUCGCGGGCAAGCGCCAACCCUGCCCUCGCUGCUCCCGGCCUAACCUCAAAGCCACGGCCUCCCUGGUGGGCGCCCUGCUGGUGUACCCCUGCUUCCUGUACGGGGCCUACGUGUUCCUGCCCUUUGAUGUGCCCCUCAUGCCUGACGUCAGCGCCCGCUUGACUUAUACAUUCCGCUGUGGCGUCUUCGCAACAGUGCCCAUUGUCAUGGGCAUCGUGGUGUACGGCCUAGCGAGGUGCUGCUCCUCUGCUGUCGACCCUUUCGGGCCCCGCAGGGAGGAGGUGGAGAUCCACCUGCGCUUCGUGACUGACUCCAUCCAUCUCUACGUCCUGUUUGUCGUCAACCUUGUGGUCCUAUCCACCUACCUCCCUCAGGAAGGGCUCAAACUCGUUCCGCUGCUGACCGCCUUCUUCGCUCUGGCCAGGCUGAUUUACUGGCUGACGUUCGCCAUUAGCAGCACAUUCCGUGGAUUCGGAUACGGCCUGACCUUCUUCCCCAUCCUAGGUCUCGUGGUGGUGAAUCUGUGCUACAUGUUUGUUCUGGCACCAGACAAACUCUUCGCUACGUCCCCUGGCGAGCUGGAAGAGAAGGAUGUUGGCUCCAGCCCUCGCCAGAGGUUCUGGGGCUGAGGAGUAGGCCCAAGGCUCAGAGAAAUGGACUCCUGUCGCCACGGUUACCGGCUUGCACUCACUCUGUCCUACCCCAUUCCUGAUCUUCACUUUUGUAAAGAGAUCUCCCUCGGUCCCCUCAGCAUUCCCUGUCCUCCGUGUGAAUAUUAAUUAAUUUAUAAUCGUUUCUUGUUCGCUGCUGGGCCUAGGAUUGGGCCCACGCAGACAUCGUGGUGAUUAAAUCGAAUUGUGGUA